Molecule: messenger RNA, 2281 nt
Organism: Spirometra erinaceieuropaei
Lineage: Eukaryota; Metazoa; Platyhelminthes; Cestoda; Diphyllobothriidea; Diphyllobothriidae
Source: the annotation of a GenBank genome assembly
AUGGGCACCGUUUCCGACGGUUCGUAACUUUUUACACGCUGAUCGUUUCAGAUGAUAUCAUAAAGAGGAGACUUUUGAUUGAGGGCGAGAGUGGGAAUGACGACCGACGUUUUACUCUUUUGCUUAAAAACUUUUUGCGCUGGGUCUCAUGUGACGAGUCGGAGGAGGAUAGGUAUGUCUAAAAUUAGGGCUUGUAUCCUUUAGUCAAUUCACAUAUAAUUCCUUGAUGGCUAGCGUGUCCCAGUGCGAAAACGCUAUGGAACAAGCCCUCUUAAUCCAGUCAAUGAAUUUUGAGCAGUCUCAAAAAUAUGACGAACUACUUGAAGAGAUCAGUAACUUUGCUAGUUUCUUAACUUCUCCCGUCCAGAACACGCGACAGAAGAUACAAAAUUGAAGAUACUAGAAUCCAGAGAAAAACUGAAGGAAGCAAAAGUUAUUAGGAAGAAUCGCCAAGGUAAUUGAGGUAAUUAUCUGCCUAACUUUUAUUUCAGAGUACCACAUUCUCGCUAAAAUAAUCAACGAGCACCCCAAUAGAAAGGAAACUUUAUGGUACGAACUCCUUUUCCUUACCUAUAUGCCUUUCCCACUUUUGAGUCAUCAUUAGACCUAGUUUUUAAAAAGAGUGAUUCGAUUUCUCUGCAUCCGCUAGAAAUGGAAGGGGGGAUAGACUGCGUUAACUAAUACAUAAACUGAUGCCAAAAUUAAAGACGUGACCAACGGUUUGUUAUUGCCGGCCAAAUCUGCUUCCCUUCCUGUGGACUUCAGCCCUCCUCUCACCACGCUUUUUGUCUGAAGGGUGUAUGCCUGGAAGAGAAUAUUUGAUAUCUGCCUCAUUUUGUUCAGCAGAUGGUGAAGCUGUGAUAUGCUCGCUUUCAUAGUAGGUGAUGUUUAGCUUAGGCAGCCUCUGUUCACUAUUCCCAGUAAGCUGAAGUAAACGUUUUUAUUGCCGCUUUUGAACUCCAUGAUUCAUCUUCCGGUGUUUGCCCCCUUGCGCGGUACUCAUUAAACACUGUCUAUGCUCGUUUUCUAUAUCAUGCUCCCUUACCCUGUUUGUCUUCACUUUUCUAAGUUAUUUCUAUGUUCUUUUGCGUAAUUAAAAGCAAUUACCUAUUUUUGAACCUCUGAAUUUGCGUAUUUUUUAAAAAAAUAGCAAAAUAGCGAAGCUGAAAGAGCAACUAACUGGUCUCCAGCGUAUAAAUGAAAGGUAUGAUGAGAUGAUACUUUUGCGGAAAAAACAAUUCCAUCUCUUCUUGGUCGCUCUACGAGGUCUGCAGAAAUUGGUCGAUCGUGAGUGUUGUGACUUUCCCUUCUUCUUUUGUCUACUUUGCAAGAGUGUUAAUUUAUAUUGAAAGUUGUAAAUUUAUUUUGUGGCGGUAUUUAGUGUUUGUCCUUGACAUCAUGCUAGGGUGGCCAUUGUGUUGACCUUUCUCUGAGACAGCCAAGCAGGCAUUGUCGAUGGCAUAUGCAUGGGUCAGUCGAGUUCGCCGCGCUGUCGCAAACACCAUCAAACAGCGGAAGAACUUUAGGAGCUGUUCGCACACGUGCACUAGUCCAAAUUACUUCGAACACUGCUUACGUGUCCCUCAGUUAGUGCAUCCAAUCUUGGUUGGCGUACCAUCAUCUGUAAACUCGGAAAGGAGCCAAGAACGCUAUCGGCAAUGCUGCUCAAUGGUAGAAUGGGUGUUUGUGAUAGUUUGCAGGUGGUGUUCUCUAUAUGCUACCUAGAUUAUUUGUUGAACAGCCCGUCCAGCGCCAUCAGGAGCUUGAAUGCGCGUUAUCUACUCAAAAUAUGACCGGCGGACAAUGUGGAAGUUGUAAGUACUUCGAAUUCCAGCAUUGUUUAGAAGGUCCUCAUUGCAUGACAGAAUUUCUCAUGCCGUAGAAAAUGGCGUCUUCCAAGACAAGUCAAAUUAUCUGCCCUCUUAGUCCAACGGUUCCUUCAAAAAUUUCGACAGUUCCUGCGAUCUAAUGCCAAGUCGCCUAUGAAUGUCGUGUUUGCCAUGUCAUGAGCUCCCAUCUCGAGCUCAAGCUUUCGAUCCGUUCUAUGGGCAAUGUGCUCUGCAAAUCGCAGUAGAAUUUUAGGAAAAGGCACCAAUUCACUAGACGCACAGCCUUACACUUCCGUUCUCUUGUUAAAUGCCCAUUGCUUGUACCGCAAAACACUGCAUUUUUUUCCUUUCAAGAGGACAAUUCUACAACCGAUCUGCUUGGACAGAACAACGAAUUGACGAAUGCUCAAACUGUUGUAGAUUCCCACAACGCUCAGAUGGAUACCACCUGA